This is a messenger RNA of Prorocentrum cordatum, 1131 nucleotides long. NCBI's taxonomy places the organism in Eukaryota, Dinophyceae, Prorocentrales, Prorocentraceae. The record is from the annotation of a GenBank genome assembly.
AUGAGCUUGAGAGUAGGGGAGUUCGUGGAUGUGCAUGGCAUCGGGCAUAGCAUCGUGCGUUGCAGCCGCUGCUGUCGCACGGCAAAGGAGUGCAACUACAGGAUCAAGGCGAAGGGCCAGUCGACUUACCAGUGCGACGCGUGCAACACGAACGGGGUGCGCCUUUCUCGGAGGUUCGGACAGUGGCCGCCAAAGUGUUUCGCCAAAAUGAAGAGUGAGUUCAAGCAGCAGUUCUACAAGUAUCUGGCAGAAGAUCCUGGGCUGUCGAACCUCGAUCGCAUUGAAGCCUUCGUGGUCAGCUCAAUCACUGUCCAACGGAUGGAGGAGGAGCGCGUCCGCCAGGGUGGCAAGUACCUUCCGCUGAGGAAGUGGGCGCACGACGGCUUCGACGCGAAAAAGAUUGAAGAUAAUGUGCAGGAUAAGAGGUGGAACCCUGAUCUCGGGGAGUGGACGUACAGGCCGCAAUUGGAGGCGGCCUGGAGCGAGACAGUGGAGGCCGCAGUGCGCAACGAGCUGUACACCGACAAGAGGACGCAGGCGAAGCAGAGCGGCCCGCGGGCAGCGGCCUCGACGGGCGUCGCAGAGCACGGCGGCGACAAGGGCGACAGAAGCGACGAGAGCGAAAUGUCCAGAUCCAGGCGGCGCCGCAGGCGCAGGUCUGACAGCCGCAGGAGCCGCUCGCGCGGCGACCGCGACAGGAGCAAGAGCCGCCGCAAGGGCAGGAGCACUAGCCGCGGCAAGAGCAAGGACAGGAGCAAGAGCAGGGAUAGGGACGCUGAGAAGGAGCGGAGGCGACAGGAAGCGAGGGAGAAGGCCGAGCAGGCCAAGAAGGAGACGCAGGAGAAAAACCUGGCGCUGAAGUGGAUCGGCACCGCAACGAGGCUCGAGACAGAGCUGGACGGGUACCUCGAGCAUGAGAAGGCGGACAAGGUGCCGUCAUGGGCUGUGAAGAACGCGAAGGCGGCGAGGAAGUCUGUGGCAGUCAUGAAGGCGGUGGCGCAGAAGCGCGUGCACAGCGGCGUGUCGUUGACGAUCACGCAGGACGAGGCCAUCAGCAUCCAGAAGGAUGCGAGCUCGGCGGCGAGGGCCAUCGCGGGGAUGCUCAAGGAGGCGCAGAAGCACAGCACCUGA